AGAUGCCCUGUCCUCUCUAUCCGCCUUCUCACGCACCCACCUCAGGAGCUCUUCUCGCCAGCCUUUCUCAGCCACCAUGUCCAGGCAGUCCACCAUCACCUUCCAGACCAGCGGGCGCAGGGGCUUCAGCACUGCCUCGGCCACCACCCUAGCCACCGGACGCUCCCGUUUCAGCUCCGUCUCCACGACCCGCUCCACAGGAGGCAGUGGAGGGCUGGGAAGGAUCAGUGGCGCUGGCACCGGCUUUGGAAGCCGCAGCCUCUACAACCUGGGGGGGACCAAGCGGGUCUCCAUGAGUGGGUGUGGCAGCAACUUCCGAAGUGGCUUUGGUGGCAGGGCAAGCGGCGGGUUUGGGGUCAGCGGUGGAUUUGGCUACGGGGGUGGGGUCGGAGGGGGCUAUGGGGGCUCUAGCUUCCCCUCCUCUGGAGGCAUCCAAGAGGUCACCGUCAACCAGAGUCUCCUGACCCCUCUCAACCUGCAAAUCGACCCCACCAUCCAGCGGGUACGGAAAGAAGAGCGGGAGCAGAUCAAGACCCUCAACAACAAGUUCGCCUCCUUCAUCGACAAGGUGCGCUUCCUGGAGCAGCAGAACAAGGUCCUGGAGACAAAGUGGAGCCUCCUACAGGAGCAGGGCUCCAAGACGGUGAGGCAGAACCUGGAGCCCUUAUUUGACACCUACAUCAAUGACCUCCGCCGGCAGCUGGACAGCAUCACCUCCGAGAGGGGGAGGCUGGACGCCGAGCUGAGGAACAUGCAGGACGUCGUGGAGGAUUUCAAAGUCAGGUACGAGGAUGAAAUUAACAAGCGCACGGCUGCUGAGAAUGAGUUUGUGGCCCUGAAGAAGGACGUGGACGCCGCCUACAUGAACAAGGUGGAGCUGGAGGCCAAGGUCAACUGUCUGACCGACGAGAUCAACUGCUUCCAGACUCUCUUUGAGACAGAGCUAUCCCAGAUGCAGACACGCAUCUCAGACACAUCUGUGGUCCUCUCCAUGGACAACAAUCGCAGCCUGGACCUGGACAGCAUCAUCGCCGAGGUCAAGGCCCAGUACGAGGACAUCGCAAACCGCAGCCGGGCAGAGGCAGAGUCCUGGUAUCAGACCAAGUACGAAGAGCUGCAGGUCACGGCGGGCAGACACGGCGAUGAUCUCCGAAACACCAAACAAGAGAUCUCCGAGAUGAACCGAAUGAUCCAGAGGCUGAGAGCCGAGGUCGACAGCGUCAAGAAGCAGUGUUCCAGCCUGCAGACGGCCAUCGCCGAUGGAGAGCAGCGUGGAGAACUGGCCCUCAAGGAUGCACGGGCCAAGCUGGUGGAGCUGGAGGAGGCCCUGCAGAAGGCCAAGCAGGACAUGGCCCGGUUGCUGCGGGAGUACCAGGAGCUGAUGAACGUCAAGCUGGCCCUGGACGUGGAGAUCGCCACCUACAGGAAGCUGCUGGAGGGCGAGGAGUGCAGGCUGAGCGGAGAGGGCGUUUCUCCAGUCAACAUCUCCGUGGUCACCUCCACCGUUUCCAGUGGCUAUGGCGGCAGCAGCGGCAUUGGAGGUGGAAGCCUGGGUCUCAGCGGGGGCAGCGGCUACUCCUUCACCACCAGCGGUGGGCACGGCCUGGGGGCGGGCCUGGGGGGCUCCGGCUUCAGUGCCAGCAGCAGCCGGGGCCCCGGGGGCAGUGGCUCCAGCGUCAAGUUCGUCUCCACUACCUCCUCCAGCCGGAAGAGCUACAAGCACUGAGUGCAGCUGCCUGCUCCCUCACCCCUGCCCUGAAGCCAGCUCUGCCCGCUGACCUGGCCUGUCUGCAUCACCCUGGACACCUGGGUCCUUCCCCGUCUUCUGCCUCCACAAGGCCCACCUGUGCUGCUGGGAAGCCUGGGGUCCUGGCUAAACCCCAUCCCCACCUAAACCAGCCUCUGCCCUCCUGACCGUUCCUGACACCCUCUCUGUGCCAAGCCCGCUGUCUUUCAAGAUUCACAUUCAGCUUGUCUUGUGGGGACUCUCCCCUCGGCUUCUCCUCCUCACUCCAGAUGCACAGGUGGGGAGCCUGUGUCUCCCAUCUCACUGCCAGGUCGGCAGCCCGCCUGUCUCACGGUGCUUAUAAGCUGUCUGCUGGGAGUGAGGGCUCCCCUCUUCCCUCCCUGGAAUGUGUCAAUUAAACGCAUGUGUAAUGUG
This is a messenger RNA of Equus caballus (horse), 2161 nucleotides long. It is a transcript of the gene KRT75, whose product is annotated as keratin 75. Gene Ontology annotation, biological process: intermediate filament organization; keratinization. The record is from RefSeq and is marked validated. Gene Ontology annotation, cellular component: keratin filament. NCBI's taxonomy places the organism in Eukaryota, Metazoa, Chordata, Mammalia, Perissodactyla, Equidae. Gene Ontology annotation, molecular function: structural constituent of skin epidermis.